AGGUCCAACUUGAAAAGUAAAGCAAAGCAGAGGUCACGUCAACCAAGAGGAAAGCAGAAGGGAAGCAGGGAGAAGACAAGGGUUUGCACAGAAGCUGGAGUAGGUGAACAACUCUGGGUGUGCAAUAGCAGCAAACCUCAGGUUUCUAACACAAGUGGAUUACUGCCCUCCCAGGCCAGUGGUUUUUCACCUGAAGGAGCCAAGAAGCUGAACACUUCCUCCAUCAAGGAUCUGAUUUUACAACCACAGAAAUCACAGCAAACCAUUUUGAAUAGUAAACAAGAUACUUUGAUUCUCACCCUAUUCCACCACCUCCUCCUUGUUUUCAGCCACUUUGUGGAGAUUUUAGUUUAAAAAAAAAAACUCUAUUUGUUCUGGCAAGUAGUGUGAUAAGAGCAGCAUGGAGGAUGGUUGAGGCCAGAGAUGGUAAACACAGAAACUCAUUUUCAAAUUUUGUUAAAAUAGGUUGAAGGAUUUAAUCAGAGAGGAAUGGUAUACUCUGACUUCACAAAUCGGUGGGUGAGGAAGGGAAUGAGUAGUUGGAUGGUAGAUCAGACACCUGCAAGUUGAGGAAAACAUGCAGAAUCAAACAGAAGCUGGUAAUCUGUGGUAGCAGGUGGGUUGGUGGGCAGGGUGGUGAGCACAGAGUUCAGAGGCAGUGCCUGUGUGAAGAUGUACCUGGGCAGCAAGGAAAGGCUCUGCACACAGUAGGCCUUGGAGCCUUAUCUGGGAGAGUGGUUUGAUGUAGAGCUUUAAAUACACAUCAAGUUGGGCUCGUUGGAUUCUGAACAGCAGAAAUGGAAGCAGCAGGUAGCAGAUGUCACAAGAGAGAACAGUUACUGUAGCAAAGACGGAAGAGUGGGCAAAAUGGGACCCUCAAAAAAGGGAAGCCAGAUUUUGUGACUGGAACAUGUGGCUUGUCCUUAUUUGAGAAAAAUAUUUUUGAUGGCUUAACUAGGUUACAGACCUUGAGAUGUAUGGACCCUAACUAAACCCAAUGACAACAGCUCUUUUGAGGGUGAGAAGGAAGGUCGGACACACAGAGAACUAUGUGGGCUCCAAGGACAGACUGCAGGAGCCACCAGAAGCUAGCAUGGGCAGCCAGGGCCACCCUCCUUUGGUAUGAAUGUUUCUCCCAAAGUGAAUGGAUAGAAACUCGGACCCCAACAUGGUGGCGUCAGGAGGAGCCUUGACUGGACUUGCAUCCUGGAGAAAAGGGCCUGCAGGAGCCUCCGCAAGUCCUUGAGGACAUCCUCGGUUCUGAACGCAUGGAUUUCUGCUCUUUCUCAAUGUUGCCAUCAAUUUUGUGUUGUAGCAGCACAGAAGGACACAGCACUCCUCAGGGGUGUUGGUGAAGCCAUCAAGGGACCCGAUUUCAGCCUUGAGACAUCCUUAGUGCUCUUUGGACUUCACUAAGAAUUUCCGGACUGCCUAGGAAAUGACAAACUGAACUGUGGAAUUUGUAUUCAGGAAAUUAUACAACAGUGUAUGUGGAAGCUUAAGACAUACAAUCACAAGUCAACAUAUUCAGAAGUGCAUUUGUAGCAUUGCUGAAGUAGAAAGACCCAAAGAGAACCACCAUGAGAAAAAAGACCAUUUUGCUUCUGACUGCGGGGAUUUUGGGAGCCUAUUAUGUUUAUACUCCUCUCCCUGAUAAUAUUGAGGAACCAUGGAGACUGAUGGGUGUGAUUACAGUAUCCAAUACAAUAACAAAUUUGUUUCUGUUUGCUGAAUUCUUAGGAAUCAACCAUUUUAUGAACAUUGCAAUGUUUUUCGUUUUCCUUAUGGAAGUCCCACCCACAUCUGAUGAAAAUGUCACUGUGACAGAGACAACAUUCAACGGCAUUCCUGUUCGCGUGUAUGUGCCUAGAAGAAAGUCUGAGACGCUGAGAAGGGGCUUGUUUUACAUUCACGGUGGCGGCUGGUGUUUGGGGAGUGCUGCCGUGUUUUCUCACGACUUUCUCUCAAGACACACAGCCAAUAGACUUGAUGCUGUUGUCAUUUCAACCAACUACAGACUAGCUCCUAAAUACCAUUUUCCCAUUCAAUUUGAGGAUGUCUAUGGUGCAUUAAGCUGGUUUUUACGCAAAGAUAUUCUUGAAAAAUAUGGUGUGGAUCCUGAGAGAGUUGGUGUUUCUGGCGGCAGUGCUGGUGGGAAUUUAGCUGCAGCCGUGACUCAGCAGCUCCUUGGGGAUCCAAAUGCCAAGGUCAAACUCAAGACCCAGUCUUUAAUAUAUCCUGCACUUCAGAAUCUGGAUCUGGAUUUACCAUCAUAUCGGGAAAAUGCAGAGUUUCCAAUUUUGUCCAAAUCACUGGCAGCCAGGUACUGGAGUGAAUACUUUACCACAGACAGAUCACUUGAAAAGGCCUUGCUCCUCAAUCAGCACGUCCCAGUGGACUCAAGUCACCUGUUCAAAUAUGUUAAUUGGAGCUCCUUGCUCCCUGAGAAGUUUAAGAAAGGACAUGUCUAUAACACUCCAACCUAUGGUAGUUCUGAACUGGCCCAAAAAUACCCAGGGUUCCUAGAUGUGAGGGCUGCACCCCUGCUGGCUGAGGACACCCAAAUGCGUGGCUUACCCCGGACCCAUGUCAUGACCUGUCAGUAUGACGUCUUAAGAGAUGACGGAGUCAUGUAUGUUACCCGACUCAGGAACAAUGGUGUUCACGUGACUCACACUCACAUAGAGGAUGGAUUUCAUGGAGCCAUUUCAUUUCUGAAUUUUAAAAUUAGUAAUAGGAUGGCAAAUCAAUAUAUUGAUUGGCUAAGAGAAAAUCUAUAGUAACAAUCUAAAAUUAAAAUAUGCAGUUAUCAAAAUAUGCAAAUAUUAAAUCGAAUUAGUGAAAUUAAAUUGAAUUAACUAUAUUAAAUUAAAAUAUGCAAUCUGUGGGACAGGACAUGUAUUAAUGAAUAUUAAAAGUUUUAUGUUUGAAUUGCUGUGACCUGUGUAAGAUGCUAAGAGCAGAAGGAUGAGGAAGAUUGGGAGCCUGGGCAUGAGUGAGGUUGGAGUGGGAUAUAUUACUAUGUUCCUAAAUUUGUACAAAUGAAAUAUACAAAAUGUGUAUACUUUUAAAUAAAAUUUUUUAAAAAAUAUUCUACAUAUAGUGGAAUGUGUAUGUGUGUGCAUGUAUGUGUGCAUGUGUGCUUGUCUUUUAGUAGAAGCAUGUUUUCUGUUUUAUUUCUUAGAUGCUAUUCACUCACAUCUAUGCAAAUACCUACUUUACUAUUUGUUCUGUUACUUAUUUCACUCCCUAACUUAUAAUUAUAGCUUUUUAUUUGCUUGAUGCUAUUUAUUAACAAUGGAAACUUGUAGUUUCUGAAAUGCCAGUGAUUUGAUUGGCAUGCAUUUAGAGUCUUGGCAUUCUGUCCUGCGGAAAUUCCUAUGAAUCUUGGAGCCAACUACUUUAAAAUUCUUUGUUCAACACACUGCCAUUUGCCUAUCAUGGUAAAAUCAUUUCUUAAUACAUAACUGUUUAUGUCCCGGGAUACAAAAAUUAAUGCCAAUGACAUCUCACUUUACAAAACACUAACUCUCAUCUAGUGACAAGUUGGAGAUGUUGAGGUUGGGACAGAGACACCAAAAAGCAACAGCUCCCCAUUUGAUUAAGCCCUGACAUUAUUGAGUGAAUCUAGUACAUGUAAGAAGUAUUGUAACCAAUGUGAAAAAUCAUAAUCUCUGCAGAAUAAAGGGAAAACAAAAUUAACUUUUUGUAUAAUUAGACCGCAGAGAUUAAGCUGAUAAUAUGUAAGUAAUAGUCGAUCUUUUUGGUGGUACACUGAGGAAGGCAGCCCAGGGUUAGCAAAGAACUCCUCCAAAUUGUCAGAAACUAAUAAUGUUUCCUUUCUACUCAGCUAUUGUCAGAUGGAAAGGGAUGAUGGACAGAUACUAGGAAAAAUACAACCUUCAUUUUUCAUGUUUUAACAAGAAAAAUGGUAGCAUUCAUAGAAACCCAGUCUUACCAUUAUCUACUUAUAUGUAAUUAAAGAGAACCAUACUUCACGUGAACCACAUCAGAUGGUAGUGUUGCUUGAAGAGUCAUUUUUUUUUUAACCUGAGCACAUUAUGUUAAAAAAAAAAUAUCGACCUAGGGUUGGCGCUAUCGCCUAGCAGGUAAACCGCCGCCUGCAGUGCCAGCAUCCCAUAUGGGCACUGGUUCAAGUCUCAGCUGCUUGACUUACUAUCCAGCUCUCUGCUGUGUCCUGGGAAAGCAGUAGAAGUAGAUGUCCCAAGUCCUUUGGUCCCUGACCCCUGUGGGAGACCUUGGCUCCUGACUUUGAAUCGGUGCCGUUCUGGCCGUUGUGGCCAACUGGGGAGUGAACCAGCAGAUGGAAGACCUUUCUCUCUCUCUGCUUCUCCUUCUCUCUGUGUAACUGUUUCAAAUAAAUAAAUAAAUCUUUGACUAAUAUUUAAGUAAAAUGAUAAGGGAGCAAAACAUUGUCAAUUAAUAAUCAGGCCACAGAUUCUAUAGGAAAAAUUGGUUAAAAUGAUAUGUGCAAAAUAAACAGGAAUGUUUAGGGACAAACAUUAUGGGACGAAUGGGUAAAUGACUCAUACCUAUGGAACAUCACGUUAAUAUUUGUUUACUCAACAAGUUGGAGAAAGCCUUUUUACUUUUUCUUUUUUUGCUUCCAUCUGUAUGUCUCCUUUAAAGAACCUACACAUUAGAAUAAUCAUUGUUGAAUACUUAAUAACGUGGUUUUAAUUUGGAAUAGGAAGAUACACUUUUUUUUUUUUGACAGGCAGAGUGGACAGUGAGAGAGACAUAGAGAAAGGUCUUCCUUUGCCAUUGGUUCACCCUCCAAUGGCCGCAGUGGCCAGCGUGCUGUGGCCGGCACACCGCACUGAUCCGAUGGCAGGAGCCAGGUACUUAUCCUAGUCUCCCAUGGGGUGCAGGGCCCAAGCACUUGGGCCAUCCUCCACUGCACCCCCUGGCCACAGCAGAGAGCUGGCCUGGAAGAGGGGCAACCGGGACAGAAUCCGGCGCCCCGACCGGGACUAGAACCCAGUGUGCAGGCGCUGCAAGGCGGAGGAUUAGCCUAGUGAGCCACGGCGCCGGCAAUGGAAGAUACACUUUUAAAGAUUUAUUUAUUUGAAAGGCAGAGUUACAGAGAGGCAGAGUGAGAGAGAGACAGAGGUUUCCAUCCUUUGGUUCACUCUUCAUAUGGCUGCAACAUCUGUAGCUGUGCUGAUCUGAAGCCAGGAGCUAGGGGCUUCUUCUGGGUCUCCCACUUGGGAGAUCUAAAUAAAUCUGUCAUAGUUUUACAGAAAGCUUCUUUUAGGUAUUUUCUUAUGGGGAGGAAAAUCUAACAAAAUGCUGCCUAUCUCUUCUCCACACGCUACAACAUUUCUACCAGAAUACAAAUAUGACAAAAUUUCUCACACAUAUAAUAAAUGUACAUAUGCUUUACCAGAAACAAAUACUGUUCAUCACCAAAGGACAGUACGAUCUUAAGUUUCAAGUUAUCCCUAAAAAGAAUUUUUGUUAUAAUAAUCAAUAGAGAGUUGAAGGUGAUCAACAAGUACAUGGACAUAGAAACAAGAACUAGGUAUCAGAAAAACAAUCACUCCAAUUCAGGCAAUAUAAUCAUUUGAAAAUGUAACAGAAUAUGCUUAACAAGAACAAAAAAUAGGGUUCAAACUUGAAAAUAAAAGGAGAGCUAUAAUAAUUUAUAUAGAAUAUUUGAAAAAUAAAUAAAAUAAAUUAAGCAUAAAUAUUUAGAGCUCAAUAUGGGGGUCUGUUAGUAUAUUGACCACAAUACAAAUAUGGCAAAUGGGAAGACAGAUCAGAAAAAUUAUUCAAAAUAUGGAACAGAGAGGUUGAAAAAUGAAAAUAAGGUGUGUUAACCAUGGUUUCAUUAUUCUUCAGUAAACCAGGUUUUCAUGUGGUUUUAUGAAAAAUUUGGUAGCAUUUCAGAAAGUGAAAAGUUUAUGGGAGUGGGCAUUUGCCAUUGCGGUUAGGGCAUUCCUUGAGACACUUACAUUCUAUAUCAGAAGACCUAGGUAUUGACUCUGCUCCCAAUUCCAAUUUUCUGCUAGAACCUGAGAGGCAACAUUGAUGACCCAGGUAGGUGGGUCCCGGCACCCAUAUGAUAGAGUUCCCAGCUCCUGGCUUGGGCCUGACACAGGACCUGCCAUGUGGGCAUUUGGCAUCGUAGGAAUCUAUCUCUCCUCACCCCUGCCUUUUAAAUAAAUUUAAAAUACAAUUGUAGUAAAUUUAUGUAGGUGUUAAUAUACCCCAAAAUUAAAUUAAUAAAAGAAAUGGCUAGUAUAUAUUUGUAUUUUCUGAGUGAUAAAAUGAUCACAUUUGCCCAGUGUCAGAAGCAAAUUGCAGGAAAAUUAGCUUAGAAGAAAAUUGUGACUCCUAUUCUAGAAAAAGAAAAGGAUUAGACCUAGAAUCAACACAGCAAUGCUUACAAUUUUUUUAAAUUUAUUUGACAAGUAGAGUUAUAGACAGUGAGAGGGAGAGACAGAGAAGGGUCUUCCUUCUUUUGGUUCACCCCCCAAAUGGCUGCUAAGGCCGAAGCUAUGCCGAUCCAAAGCCAGGAGCCAGGUGCUUCUCCUGGUCUCCCAUGGGUGCAGGGCCCAAGCACUUGGGCUAUCCUCCACUGCACUCCUGGGCCACAACAGAGAGCUGGACUGGAAGAGGGGCAACCGGGACUAGAACCUGGCACCCAUAUGGGAUGCCAGCACUGCAGGCAGAAGAUUAACCAAGUAAGUCACGGCGCCGGUCCCAACUUACAAAAAUUUUUAAAAUUAACAUUUACACAAUUAAAUUUGUUUAAGUUCUAACAUCUCCUUAGUAUUAGAGCUAAGAAAGAAAGAAAUGCAUUACAUUAUAUCUCAAUGUUUGCUUAUAAAGUGUUUAAAAUAUUUUAAUAAAGAUAUAAAGAGUCAAAUAUUUGCAAUGCCUCAGAUUAUAAGUGUAGAUUAUACAAACAAGAUAUUCACAUUGUAAUAAAAUAUCUUAUUCCAUAUUCCAUGAGAACAAUGAUUUUUUAAAAAACUAAAACCUACACUCUUUG
Messenger RNA from Oryctolagus cuniculus (rabbit), 7021 nucleotides. NCBI's taxonomy places the organism in Eukaryota, Metazoa, Chordata, Mammalia, Lagomorpha, Leporidae. The record is from RefSeq and is a predicted model, not a curated record.